GGAGCCGGGCCGGUCCGGCGGGGAGUGCGGGUCGUUUUCUGUGCGCGCUGCCAGACGAGGCUCCCGCCGCCCAUUGACCCGCGCUCCGUCCCGCAGCCGGGCCGGGACUCUGGUAGCUGAUGUCAGAAGAAAGUGACUCUUUGAGAACCAGCCCUUCUGCGGCCUCGCUCUCCGAAAAUGAGCUGCCACCACCACCGCCCAAGCCCCCCAGCUACGUGUGCUCGCUGACAGAAGACCUGGUCACCAAAGCCCGUGAAGAGCUGCAGGAGAAGCCCGAGUGGAGGCUUCGCGAUGUGCAGGCCCUCCGCGACAUGGUGCGGAAGGAGUGCCCCAACCUGGCCACUUCCCUCGAGGACGCCUUCCUGCUGCGCUUCCUGCGGGCCCGCAAGUUCGACUACGACCGCGCCCUGCAGCUGCUGGUCAACUACCACAGCUGCAGGCGAAGCUGGCCCGAGGUGUUCAAUAACCUGAGGCCCUCGGCCCUGAAAGAUGUCCUCAGCUCUGGCUUCCUCACUGUGCUGCCCCACACAGACCCCAGGGGCUGCCAUGUCCUCUGUAUCCGUCCAGACAGAUGGAUACCGAGCAGCUACCCAAUCACUGAGAACAUCCGAGCCAUAUACUUGACAUUAGAGAAACUCAUUCAGUCUGAAGAAACCCAGGUGAAUGGAAUUGUAAUUCUUGCAGACUACAAAGGAGUGAGCUUAUCAAAAGCAUCUCAUUUCAGCCCUUUUAUAGCCAAAAAGGUGAUUGGCAUCCUCCAGGAUGGUUUCCCCAUUCGGAUAAAAGCAGUCCACAUCGUGAAUGAACCGCGGAUAUUUAAGGGCAUUUUUGCCAUCAUAAAACCAUUUUUGAAGGAGAAAAUAGCAAACAGAUUCUUUCUCCAUGGGUCUGACCUGAACUCUCUCCACACAAACCUCCCAAGAAACAUUCUCCCCAAGGAGUACGGGGGUAUAGCUGGAGAGCUGGACACCGCCACGUGGAAUGCGGUGCUGCUGGCCUCCGAGGACGACUUCGUAAAAGAGUUCUGCCAACCAGCGCAGGCCUGUGACCACAUCCUGGGCCAGUCCCUGCUGCCUGAGGCUCUGACCUCGGAUGCACAGUGCGACGACUCCCUGCGAGCUGUGAAGUCCCAGCUGUACUCCUGCUAUUAGCGCCCUCCAGGAGGCGUCACCAUUAAGGGGCCAAGGCCUCAGUCUUGCUCUCUGAAGUUAAAUGGCAGCGUGGAGGGCCCUUUUGAGGUCAUGGGUGAGCCACUCACAAGGUAAACCUGUGGCUACUUGGACUGUUGCAGGGAAGAUGUGGGAAAUGCCCCUGGUGAUUCCCAAACACUUGGAUUCUCCUUUGCAACUGCUCAUCCAGAAGCUGUGUCUGUAUCUUCCACAUCUAGAGUCGGCCGUACUCUGAAACGCUUGUCCAACCUGGAAGGUGGCCACAUUUGAGUGUCUUGUUCAUGAGCACUGCUUGUAAACCUGUUGUUCAUCAGCCAACUCCAAGGUCCAGGCGCCACUUGUCUUCACUGGGUCCAGAAAGCACCUUACUUGAAAUCGUCACAGAACCACCAGGAACCAGGCAAUACUUCCUGAUCAAAUCUGGGAGCCAGCAGCUUCAAAGCAUCCCUGAGAUUGCUGAGUUGAAUCUUGAGAAAGAAAACUUUCCCCAAAUCCAUAAAGCCUUAGCCCUCAUUCAACAUAAUCAUACCGGUCCUAGACGUGUGUGAUUUUGCUUAAUGAAAUGUGGGCUCAAGAGGCAGAGGCCUGGACCCAUGUAUGCAACUGGGCAAGACAUAGUGGACCUCAGCAUUGUCAUCAGUAGAAAGAGGCUGGAUGUAGUGAUGUCUGGGGAACCUGUUAGCUGCUGACAUCCUGGUACAAGGGUUACCCACUAUUGGGUUUUCUUCCUUACAGAAGAGACAGGCACCUGGGUGGUUGGGGUCUGCUCUUUUGUGGUAUGUACACGUCUUACAUAAAAGCGUGUCACCAGUUGUUCUUUAAAAAAACAAAAACUAGUACUGCAUUCCUUGGAUUCAGUGAUACCAACUUUUGUAGUAAUGGGUCAACUUUACAGUGAUGGCUUUUGUGAGGCCAGUUGAGGUGACUCUGAUCUUGUAUGAACUCCUUCCAUUCCGGAAACAACUUACGAGUAUCCUAUAACCUUAGCUACAGUGUUAGAUAGAAUGCUUGGGCCUCUUCAGUUUUGUCCCUGGAAACGUACACAGGGCCGGGUUACAGCUGGCUCCUCUAUGGGAGCUCCACCCUCCCAGAGCCACAAGACUUCCUCUCUGGUUGGUUCUGUUUCUUGAGUGCUUUAGACCCGCCCUGUCAAGAUGUUGGCCUUUACUCAAGCAUUGAGUGAGGUGGUCCAUCUGACCCUUUUCCUUUCGUAUUCAUCCUGAUCCUGGUGUUCAAGGGUGAUAAGUCUAUCAUGGGGGUAACUUCUCUGUGCAGUCACUCAGCUCAGCUGUUACUAAGCUCUUCCUCCCUGCGGCACUUUCCAGAAUGUUUGCCGAAGUUGGUGAAACUUUGCCAAUUUUCAGGGUUUGGGCUUUUUUUUUUUUUUUUUUUUGCCAAUUCUGGGCAAAGUUCUUUUCACCAUAUAUACAAACCCUGGAUCUUCCAGGGUCCUGGCUGACGUGCCAAAAUGCACCUCGGCUGCCCAUAAUCCAGUCAAUGAGAAUGUGCCCUUCAAGCUUCUGGUAACUGCUUUAGCUACUGACAGAGACCUGAGAAGACCGGCACACGGGGCCAGCGGGGUGGCUAACGUGACCGCUCCAACCCGGCAGCCUGCGGGGAGAAUCUUAAGCCUGAAAAGAGGAGUGAGGGGCUCAGGGAGGUACAGACUCAACAAAGGGGAGCGUGAAUCAUUCAGCCCAGCAAGUUCCCUGGGUUUACAUCUUAACACACGCUGCUGCUCGAUGCCCAGCCUUCCUGGUUAGACCCGGAGGAAGCUGCUUCCUCCAGCCUCUGUGGAGCCAGCAUGCUGCGCUUCAUGUUGACUGCAGAGAGAUCAGAGAGUCUGGGCCCUUCAGGAGAUUGGAAGCAGGCUCCGAACAGGACCUCCCCCAUGCAAACCAAGGCGACACCUGUGAGACCAGCAGGAAGGCAGCAAACCUUAGUGGUGGGAGCACAGCAAGUGAACAUGGAGGAGUGAUUCCUGAAGGGGAACGUUCUAGACAUUUCACCAACAGCUAGAGAUUAACGUCUCCCAAAAAUCUAGUCAUACGGUAUUUAAGGGGAGAGGGAUAAUGAACUAGCAUUGAGUCACCUCUGGAUCAUUAAAUGACAGAGGGGCCUGCCUUGCAUGACUGUGCCACAUGGUCACUGGGCUCGGAGUCGUCUUAGAUCCUCUCCAAUGGGAAAAGCAGCUGAGUGAACUGGUGCCUAAAAGUGUGCUAAGCUAGGACUACAGGCGUUUUCUUCCUUCUCUUUCCCCAGUUCCCUUCAGAACUCUGGGAAACUGGGCCUCUUCCUAGGCUCCUAUUCUCCCUUCACAGGAAGACGAGGCAGGUGGAGUCUACAGAAACGCCCAGAAAUACUGGCUUUGCACCUUGGCUUUCAUAUCUGCUCUUGGCAAAGGUAGUUUUGGAACCCUCAUGCUUCAUUCCUGCUCUACAAGGAAUCACUUGUCCUAAGGUUGUGAACACUUGAGGUUUUAUGAUAGUUUUUAUAGAGGGCCAGAGUGACAGGAGGCAUUCUCUGAAUACCCAUGAGAUACUAAGCCUUAUUGCAUCAAAAAUACACAGCUGUUGUAGCAUUAUUAUUCCACCUCAUCUUAAAGUCCUCAGUGCUUCAGGUUUCGGGGGGAUCAGCUCAGCUCUGAUGCCAGUGUGGCUGUCCUGUGGCCAUGAAAGGCUGGGAUCCCAAACACAUGGGUUUCCCAGGAAAGAUGUCUAUCCUACUAAGGCCUCUCACUACUGGGAUCUGGUAGACCUGCAAACCUAAAGUAAAUUCCUUUCUGCCCUCCCGGCACAGAAAGGGUUUGCUUGAAAUACACGAAACAUCAAAUAUUUCUUCUCACAGAGAGCCUGCCUCCCAGGAAGGCCAGUGUGACUUGGGCAGGAGAUGAUAAUGAGGCUGUUUUCAGUUGGCUUCUUCAUAUUGUUCUAAAUCUCACCAGGGCUUCUUUAAUCAGGCAAUCGACUGCUGCCGUGGACGCUUGAUGUGCCACUGCUUGGCUUAGCGCCCAGGAGCUUGUUACAAGUGACAUAUUUGAAACUUCUCAGUGGUCAAGGCCUCCCUCCGCCACUACUUUCUGAUGGGGUGGGAGCUAGGCUAAUUUCCUAACUGGUUUGGGGCACCGUUUCAGCCUGUGGUUCACAUUCCUCGCUUCAAACUGAAAUUCAGUUUGGCUUUGAGUGUAGGACACAUGGUGGUAGAUUCAUCUACUUAAGUGUUUGACUAAAAGUUUAUUUUUCUAGUGCAUUUUUCUAAGUGGUGAAAAUAUGUAAUUUUAGUAUGCAUGACUAUCUUCCACAAUAAAUAUCUCUGCAAGGCU
Jaculus jaculus (lesser Egyptian jerboa) is the source of this 4491-nucleotide messenger RNA. RefSeq names its product alpha tocopherol transfer protein like (gene Ttpal). Lineage: Eukaryota; Metazoa; Chordata; Mammalia; Rodentia; Dipodidae. Gene Ontology annotation, cellular component: membrane. Gene Ontology annotation, molecular function: phosphatidylinositol bisphosphate binding. Bases 120 to 1151 code for a protein of 343 amino acids. The transcript is spliced from 5 exons. The record is from RefSeq and is a predicted model, not a curated record.